GCAUGCGUAUGAUGGUGUGCGCUAAGUGUGAGAAGAAAUUGGCUAAGAUAGCCACUCCUGAUCCCUUUAGGGUAAAAGCGUCAAAAUCAAGCGGCGCAAGUGCGUCUUCGAGCUCAACGGGACCUAGCAGGAGAGUCAAUGAAAACAAAGCUCUGACAGGAAAGAAAACAAGGUUUCAACCUUACAGACAGUUCAAUCGAUGCCGAAUCUGUAAACAAAAUGUCCAUCAACCACAAGCUAACUACUGUCAAGGAUGUGCAUACCAAAAAGGUAUUUGUGCCAUGUGUGGCAAGCAGUUGUUAGAUGUGAAGAAUUACAAGCAGACGUCAGUUUGACGAAAAAGGAAGAAAAGGAAAAGUUGUACUAUAGUUUGUACAUAUUGCGUGCAGAUGGCAUGGAGACCCAUUAGCUGUGAAUUUGCAUGUGGGAGUGAUAAUCAAAUAGAACACCUGCUAAAUGCCGGAGCGGUA
This is a messenger RNA of Corticium candelabrum, 470 nucleotides long. RefSeq names its product cysteine-rich PDZ-binding protein-like. Bases 3 to 335 code for a protein of 110 amino acids. Lineage: Eukaryota; Metazoa; Porifera; Homoscleromorpha; Homosclerophorida; Plakinidae. The record is from RefSeq and is a predicted model, not a curated record. The transcript is spliced from 6 exons. Gene Ontology annotation, biological process: cytoplasmic microtubule organization. Gene Ontology annotation, molecular function: microtubule binding.